Molecule: messenger RNA, 1338 nt
Organism: Penaeus vannamei (Pacific white shrimp)
Lineage: Eukaryota; Metazoa; Arthropoda; Malacostraca; Decapoda; Penaeidae
Source: RefSeq, a predicted model, not a curated record
AUGCCAACCCUUGAAAAAUCUCGACUAGAGAUUCUGCAACUGUUACACAAAUAUGACAUGAUCGGCAAUACCGUUUUACAUCAGCACCCGCACCUGGCCAGAAAAAAAUAUGGAAUACUUUUUCUGCCAUUUUUCUAUGUCAAGAGUGACCUGAUGAGGGCGAAUCAUGAGCUAAAUCUCAGGGACAACGAGUGGGCUAGGCGACUUGUCGCUCAACUUUGUGCCCUUGUUUCAACACCCAUUACAUUGCGCAUUCCAUUAUUAAACGAAUCUCGAGAGCACUCACACCUCGUACCGCCCAAUAAGAGCCUCUCAAUAAGCCAUAAUUCUAUAUGUCUGCCCAUAAAACACGCCGGACGAAGCGCGGGCGUGGCCUCCCUCCUCCGGCGCAGAUCCAGUGUUGCUCGAGAUCAACUGAGAUCUUCCGAGAGCAACUUCACGCCCUCGCGCCUCAGCUCGCCACUAGUCUCCCUUCUAGCCUCACACCAAUACACCAGACCAGCCAGACACCACCCAUACCCAGCCACCCAGUCUCCACCAACACCACUCAUACACAGCCCCCAUUACACACCACACUACACAGCUCACCCAUCUCCUACGGUCACCCAUCCAACAUAUACACAGCCCUACCCCACGUCCCAGCACAUCCACAUCACCCAGCCUACUCCAGCCCAGCACCAUACCACACUUCUACACACUGCCCCACCCUGCUCAAGCACCCCACUAUCAGCCCCUCCCAGCCCAGCACACCACCUAUACACAGCCACCCGUUCAGCCACUCCAUUCAUGCACCCGGUCUCACCCCAGUCCAGCCACUACCAACCUAUUACACACUGUCCCAUCCCAAGCCCCCAGUUCACACCACAUACACAUGUUCUCUUUUGCUCUACUCCUAGUCCCUAUUGCACCACUUCCCUAUACACAAGUCCACACCAAGCCAGCUACACCAACAUCUACAUCACCACCAGAUCCAAUCAACACACAUUCAUACACAGCCACCCAGCACCCAGCACAAUCCCCAUACAAAAGCCACCAGCCCAGUCAUCCCCCCAUUUACACAGCCACUCCCCAGCCCCUAGCCAACUACCAACAUACACAGCCACCCAGUCCAAGGCCACCUACCACAUACCCACUCCAUGUCCCCACCCACGGCCCUCCGCUACACUCACUCCUCCCUCAUACAACCACCCAGCAGCAGCACACAUCCAUCACGCCACCCAGUCCCAGCACACCCAUACACAGCACAGCCCACCCAGCUGUCCCAGCACCCCACGCUACAGUCCACAGCGGUGCACAGUGCGCGACCCAGCCCGAGCAUCAACCACCACGUACCACUAG